AUGGGAACAUACAUGUUUUGGGUAAAAAAUAGAAAAGUUAUGCCUGUUCCUUCCUUUGGUGCAGUUUUAAAAUACCAUUACUCUGAAGGAAUAAAAGGCAGAGAGAAGAGUGGAGAGGGGAAGACAGGAGUGAGGGUGAGUUGCCUCUGUGAGGAGAAAGAGCCGAGGGACCCGGGUGGGAGGGAAGCAGCUGUGGAGCUGCCUCGUGGUGGUAACUUGGCAUUGGAGAAUGUCAUCAACUACCUGCUCGGCCACAACGUGUGUAUGCAGAGAGCAGUUACCUGCCCAAGUUUGAGCUCCUGUAAAGCCUCACAGCUCAAUGUCAGUCAGAUAUGGGAAAGGGGGCGUAGAGGUGGAGUAGCAGCUCUGUGCUUGGGACGAAAGUGUCACGUGCUGGGCGCGAGCGGCUGCCUUGGCCUUGCUCUUGCAUACCAGUCCUAUUCUCCCAGCCCUCGAAGCCUGCCUCUUCGUGCUGCUGAUCAGCAAAGGCAAGCUAAGGAAGCACCCAUUGCAGAUAAAACAUUACGUGUUGCAGCAGCUACAGGACACACUGUGGUGUUAGUAGACCAGUCAGAAGAAAUCCUUAAAAAGUCUACAAAAGGAAUUGAAGAGAGCUUGAAAAGAGUGACAAAGAAGAAGUUUGCAGAUAAGCCUGAGGCUGGCACUGAGUUCAUUGAGAAGACCUUGAAGAACCUGACAACAAGCACGGAUGCAGUAGCAGUGGUCCACAGCACAGAUCUGGUGAUAGAAGCUAUUGUGGAGAAUCAGGAAAUAAAAAAUGAGCUCUUCAAGACGCUGGAUAAGUUUGCUCCAGAGCAUACAAUCUUUGCAAGCAACACUUCAUCCUUGCAAAUCACCCAGUUGGCCAACUCAACCACCAGGCAGGACCGUUUUGGUGGUCUCCAUUUCUUCAAUCCUGUGCCUAUGAUGAAGCUUGUGGAGGUUAUCAAGACACCAAUGACCAGCCAAGAUACUCCAGGGUUUAUUGUUAACCGUCUCUUGGUGCCAUAUAUGCUUGAAGCUGUUCGACUCUUUGAGAGAGGAGAUGCAUCAAAGGAAGAUAUUGAUGUUGCUAUGAAGCUUGGGGCUGGCUAUCCCAUGGGUCCAUUUGAAUUGCUGGAUUAUGUUGGACUGGAUACUAGUAAAUACAUUAUAGAUGGAUGGCAUGCGUUAGAACCCAACAAUCCUCUUUUUGCUCCCAGCCCUCUGCUGAAUAAACUGGUAGAAGAGAAGAAGCUGGGUAAGAAGACUGGAGAAGGAUUUUACAAAUACAAAUGAACUCCAAAAUUUGGGAGCUGUUAAACUUAUCUGUGUAUGCUAUUCAGCAUUUCCAGACUACAGGUGAAUUCUGCUUAU
Molecule: messenger RNA, 1356 nt
Organism: Tinamus guttatus (white-throated tinamou)
Lineage: Eukaryota; Metazoa; Chordata; Aves; Tinamiformes; Tinamidae
Source: RefSeq, a predicted model, not a curated record